GGUGGGCGAUGGCGCCGCUGCUGCCCCUGCUCUGUCUCUGUGCCGCCGCCGCUCACCUGGCGGGGGCGCAAGACGCCAAUCCCACCAAGGAGGAGCCCACCACAGCUGUCUGGAGCCCCCAAGAACGGCCGCUGCAUCCUGGCCAGCCUUCGCCAGCUCUGGAGGAUUGGGACGAGGCCAGUGAGUGGACGUCUUGGUUCAACGUGGACCACCCGGGAGGAGACGGAGACUUCGAGAGCCUGGCCGCCAUCCGCUUCUACUACGGGCCUUCGCGGGUGUGCCCACGGCCGCUUGCCCUGGAGGCGCGCACCACCGACUGGGCGCUGCCGGCCACCGUCGGCGAGCGCGUGCACGCCAAUCCCGCGCGCGGCUUCUGGUGCCUCAACCGCGAGCAGCCCCGUGGCCGCCGCUGCUCCAACUACCACGUGCGCUUCCGCUGUCCGCUCGAGACCGUGUGGGGCCCGUGGGGGCCAUGGAGCCUCUGCUCCAAGAGCUGUGGGCCAGGCCGUCGCUUACGCCGCCGCACCUGCCAAAGCCCGACUGGAGAUGCUUGUCCUGGGAAACCCCAGGAGGCUCAGAAGUGUGUGCAGCCCAGGUGCCUAGGGUGUAGUUCUGACAUCUGUGGAUGCCCUGACCAUGUCCUUUUGGGCUUGGUGGUCACCCCAUCUGGACAACCACUGCAAGGAGCCAGGGUCUCCCUGAGAGCCCGACCUGGCACUGUAGCCACCAGUAAUGCCCAUGGAACCUUCUCAGUGUCUGGAGUCUGCGCUAGCAGCCAUGCCAAUGUCAGUGCCCAGAUGGAUGGCUUCUCAGCAGGUGUGGCCCAGGCCCAGGCCAACAGCUCCAAUUCAGCCAUGGUCACCAUCAUCCUGGAAAAGCUAGGGAAGCCGUACCUGAUUAAGCACCCUGAGUUCCGAGUGCGUGAGAUUGGCCAGGAUGUGACCUUCUGUUGCAAGGCCUCAGGAACCCCCAUGCCCAAGAAAUACUCCUGGUUCCACAACGGGACCCUCCUGGACAGGCAUGGAUCCGGGCCGCACCUGGAACUCCGAGGGCUGCACGCGGACCAGGCGGGCAUGUACCACUGCAAGGCGUGGAACGAAGCUGGCGCUGUCCGUUCCCGCACUGCCCAGCUCACAGUGCUCGCCCCCGGCCAGCCAGCCUGCGACUCCCGGCCCAAGGAACACCUGAUCAAAUUGCCAGACGACUGUAGCCAGCCCGGCGGUGGCCCUGCCUAUCUGGAUGUGGGCCUAUGCCCAGACACUCGCUGUCCCAGCCCCGCAGGCUCCAGUCCUCGAUGCGAGGACACGGGCUCGCGCUGCUGCUCUGUGCUGCGCCUGGAGCGCAGGGAGAUCCGCUGCUCGGGCUACGUACUGCCUGUGAAGGUGGUGGCACAGUGUGGCUGCCACAAGUGCCUGCCUCGUCGGGGGCUGGUUCGGGGCCGCGUGGUGGCAGCGGACUCCAGGGAGCCUCUGCGCUUCGCCAGCAUCCUUGUGGGCCGUGUGCCCAUUGGGUUCACCUCCUACCAGGGUGACUUCACCAUCGAGGUGCCGGCUGCCACCGAGCGACUGGUGGUGACCUUCGUGGAUCCCCGUGGUGAGUUCGUGGACAGCGUCCGCGUGCUGCCUUUUGACCCUCGUGGUGCCGGCGUGUACCACGAGGUCCGGGCCUUGCGGAAGGCGGCCACAGUGCUCCUGGACUCCAGCCGAGGCAACGCCAUCCCACUUGGUGGCCCCGAGGAUGAAGAGAAGGAAGAGGCACCCCUGGGCGAACUGGUCCUGCACCCUGGGUCCUUCUGCCAUGCCGACGGCCGGCCGUACGCGGGGCCGGUGGAGGCCCGCGUCACCUUCGUGGAUCCUCGGAACCUGUCUUCGGCGGCUGCAGCCCCCAGCGACCUGCGCUUCGUGGACAGCACUGGCGAGCUGGCGCCUUUGCGCACCUACGGCAUGUUUGCCGUGGACUUGCGUGCACCCGGCUCCUCCGAACAGCUGCACGCGUCGGACGCAGCCGUGCGCGUGACCGCCUCUCACGUGCACAUGCCUGGGCACGCCGAGGCGCUGGCGCUGUGGUCGCUGGACCCAGAGACCGGGCUGUGGGAGGAGGAAGGAGGCUUCCGGCGGGGGGCGGGGCAGGCGGCGCGCGUGCGCAGAGAGGAGCGCGCCUUCCUCGUGGGCGCGCUUACCAUCCGCGAACGCCGCCUCUUCAACCUGGACGUGCCGGAGCGCCGCCGCUGCUUCGUUAAGGUGCGCGCCUACGGCACCGACCGCUUCGCUCCCGGUGAGCAGGUGCAGGGCGUGGUAGUGACAUUGCUCAACCUGGAGCCUGCCCCGGGCUUCUCCGCUAACCCGCGCGCCUGGGGUCGCUUCGACAGCGUGGUCACCGGUCCAAACGGCGCCUGCCUGCCCGCUUUCUGCGACGCCGAACGGCCCGACGCCUACACGGCUCUGGUCACGGCCGCACUGGGCGGCGAGGAGCUAGAGGCCGCGCCGUCCUGGCCGCGCGCGAUCGCGGCCACAGUGGGUGUCGUGCAGCCUUACCUGGAUCGCCUCGACUACCAGCGCACCGACCAUGGCGACCCCGCACUCAAGCGCACCGGCUUCCGCGUGAACCUGGCCCGGCCGCGCGCGGGCCGUGCUUCGGAAGCUCGCGGGCCCGUGUACCCCUGGCGCAGGCUGCGCGACUGCGAGGACGCUCCAGUCACCGACAGCCACUUCCGCUUCUCGCGUGUGGAGGCCGACAAGUACGAGUACAACGUCGUUCCUUUCCGCGAGGGCUCGCCAGACUCCUGGACGGGCGACCUCCUUUCCUGGUGGCCCAACCCGCAGGAGUUCCGGGCCUGCUUCCUCAAGGUGCGGCUCCAGGGUCCCCAGGAGUACAUGGUGCGCUCGCACAAUGCGGGCGGCAGCCACCCGGUCACCCGCGGGCAGCUCUACGGGCUGCGUGACACCCGCAGCGUGCGCGACCCCGAGCAUCCGGGAGCCUCUGCCGCCUGCGUGGAGUUCAAGUGCGGCGGGAUGCUCUUCGACCAGCAGGAGGUGGACAGGACGCUGGUGACCGUCACACCUCAGGGUAGCUGCCGCCGGGUGGCGGUCAACGGACUCUUGCAGGACUACCUGGCCCGGCACCCCCCUCCAGCGCCCUCUGACGACCCCACGGCCUUUGCCAUGCUAGCCCCCCUGGACCCGCUGGGUCACAACUACGGUGUCUACACUGUCACCGACCAGAGCCCACGUCUGGCCAAGGAGAUAGCCAUCGGCCGCUGCUUUGAUGGCUCCUCAGAUGGCUUUUCUAGGGAAAUGAAGGCAGACACAGGCACUGCUGUCACCUUCCAAUGUCGAGAGCCACCAGCCAGGCCCAGCCUCUUUCAGAGGCUGCUGGAGAACCCCGCAUCAGCACUUGGUGACAUCCGCAGAGAGCUGGGCCAAACCACUGUAGUCCAGGCCAGGAACACAAGUUCCCUCCGUAAACCACCUGGAAAGUGACCUGGGCCCACAACCUCAUCCUUGUGCCUCGCUUUGGACUCCCCCAUCUCUGGGAAGUCUUGGUCCCCUUCUUCCCCAGAGGUCCUGUUCCCUUGUUUCUAGGUACCUCUUCCCGUCAGCCAACCCAGAAUUUACUCAAAAUGGAAACUGGAAGUGUCUGGCAGAACUCUUCAACAGGAGAUUGUUGCAGUGUGACUCAAAACACAGAGUGACCAAUUGUGGAUGGACCAGGGCCCAGGAAAACUGGUCCCAUUGAGGCUGGGGCAUCCCGUCAGCAUAUCGGGUUCUGGCCUGCUCCUGUAUCUUGGCCUCAGAAUCUUUGCCAUAGGCCUGUUUCUGAGCUUUACUGGGGCCCCUCCCUAACUUUGCUUUUGAGGUUGUAUUUAUUGUAAUAAAGCCCCAGAGGGCUGGAGUGGGUGUGCAUGAGAGUCCCAAGUUGGCUUCAAAGAGUAGAGGGAAAGGGGCAUGUUGGGCCCCUGUGCAGGGGAAACUAGGACUGCAAGAGAAACAAUUCUGUUUGGUGCUUGGAAAUCCCCUUGGGGAUUGGAGCUGGUGCUCCGGUGCUCAAUUAAAAAUGCUUUAUUUCCAAA
Messenger RNA from Jaculus jaculus (lesser Egyptian jerboa), 4069 nucleotides. RefSeq names its product cartilage intermediate layer protein 2 (gene Cilp2). The record is from RefSeq and is a predicted model, not a curated record. Lineage: Eukaryota; Metazoa; Chordata; Mammalia; Rodentia; Dipodidae. The transcript has 8 exons. Bases 9 to 3479 code for a protein of 1156 amino acids.